CGGGAGCCCCAGCUUCAUCUUGCUGCUCAUGGACGAUGUGAGGAAGGAGGGCGGAAGGGCUUGCUGGGGACGAUGGGGGCUGUAGUCCAAAAAAGGAACCAGUUUCCCCACAUUUCCGGGUCUCGCCUUCUCUCUUUUCAUGGGUUGGGGUGACUUAGGUGUGUUUGGUCACCCUUCCAAAGAAACUCCAAAUUUAGACCAGAUGGCAGCAGAAGGGAUGCUCUUCCCGAGCUUCUACACUGCCAACCCACUCUGUUCUCCAUCCAGAGCAGCCCUUCUAACGGGUCGUCUCCCCAUCAGGAACGGCUUCUACACCACAAAUGCCCAUGCCAGAAAUGCCUAUACCCCCCAGGAUAUAACGGGGGGCAUCCCAGAUUCUGAACUGCUCCUUCCGGAACUGCUGAAGAAAGCAGGCUAUGUCAAUAAGAUAGUUGGCAAAUGGCACCUUGGCCAUCAGCCCCAGUUCCAUCCCUUGAGGCACGGAUUUGACGAAUGGUUUGGGUCCCCCAACUGCCACUUCGGACCUUACGAUAACAGAACUGCUCCAAACAUCCCAGUUUAUCGGGAUUGGGACAUGAUUGGCAGGUAUUACGAAGACAUAAAAAUUGAUCACAGAACGGGAGAAGCCAACUUAACUCAGAUGUACUUACAGGAAGCCCUUGAUUUCAUUAGCACACAGCAAGCCAAGCAGCAGCCGUUCUUUCUUUACUGGGCAAUCGAUGCCACUCAUGCACCCGUGUAUGCCUCCAGGGAAUUCUUGGGCACUAGCCAACGCGGGCGGUAUGGCGAUGCAGUGCGAGAAAUUGACAACAGCGUUGGAAAGAUCUUGAGUCACCUUCAAAAGCUGGGUAUGAGCGAGAACACCUUUGUGUUUUUCACAUCUGACAACGGUGCUGCUCUCGUGUCAGCUCCUGAACAAGCCGGUAGCAAUGGCCCUUUCCUCUGUGGCAAGCAAACUACCUUUGAAGGUGGCAUGAGAGAGCCAGCAAUUGCCUGGUGGCCAGGACAUAUACCUGCUGGACAGGUGAGUCAUCAACUGGCAAGUGUGAUGGAUCUCUUCACUACCAGCCUCGCACUGGCAGGGCUGCCGCCUCCCAGUGAUAGACAGAUCGACGGCAUCGACCUUUCGCCUGUCAUCCUGCAAGGCAAGUUAAUUGACAGGCCAAUAUUUUAUUACCGUGGCAACGAGAUGAUGGCAGUACGAAUUGGGCUUUAUAAAGCCCAUUACUGGACCUGGAGCAAUUCCUGGGAGCAAUUCAGCCAGGGCAUAGAUUUCUGUCCAGGGCAGAACAUUUCUGGAGUAACAACCCAUGAUCAAGAGGAGCACUCCAAACUUCCCUUGCUGUUCCACCUGGGAAAGGACCCUGGAGAAAAAUUUCCAAUCAGCUUUUCAAGCGCGGAGUACCAAGCUGUGAUGAGAAGAAUCUUCCCAGUUGUGGAGCAGCACAAAGAGACAAUGCUACCUGGACAGCCUCAGCUAAACGUCUGCGACAAGGCGGUCAUGAAUUGGGCUCCUCCAGGCUGUGAGAAAAUUGGGAAGUGUUUGGACCCUCCGAGCUCUGAUCCCAAGAAGUGCUUUUGGCCUCACUGAGCAUCUCCUGAUCUUCACACACCUGACCUGCUGUAAAGCUGCUGCUGCUGCCGCCUGUCAACGGGAGAUUUGGCUGCAGCCACUGCUUCCGCAUCUGAUGAUCAUAUUUUGUCAGGAAGAAGAGGGCCCAGAAGGACUUCUCUUCUCUACAGGGCUUUCCCUCCUCUUUUCCUCGGGGUUAUAGCAAUAAUCUUUUGCAAACGCAACCCUCUCCAGAGAGGUGGAAUCAAGACGUAGUGAUCUAAGUCUAGAUCAAAUAUCAGAGCUGAAGAAGAGACUGCCUUACUUUUCACCCACCGUAAGUUUGUUGAGAAACGAAUUCUCACACAUUCAUGGCUGUUACUUCUCCCUUCCUAAAUGGCCCCAAAUGGGUUGAGCUGAGAAUCAAAAGGAGGUAGGCUCAGGAUCUGGUGACACACUUUUUUGUGUCACCUACAAACAUUAAGGGUUGAUGUAUUAGUAUUAAGCAGUUCCAGCAGAUGUCCAUUCUUGCUUAAAUUUGGUAAAGGGGACACUUCAGAAGAGCCAGCGUUUUGUAGCAAUUUAAGUGUUGGUCUACAACUCUGGAGACCAGAGUCAAGAUCGUCACUUAGCCAUAGAAACCCACUGAAUAACCUCUCUCAGAUCAUCCAAGGAUGCAACACUCUCUCAGUCUCAGAGGAAGGCAAUGGCAACCCUCCACUGAACAAAUCUUGCCAAGAAAACCCCAUUAUAGGGUUGCUUUAGGGUCACUGUAAGCCAGAAAUGACUUGAAAGCACACAACAACAGCAACAGAAAUGAGAAAAACCACAGCAAAGCUGCUUUUGGGGAGCCUGGGUCAUUUUCUCCCAGGGAUUUGGGGUGACAAGCUGAUUUGCAACAUGGCUGAGGACCAAGAUUCAAUUCUGCUAAUGUUCAAUUCUGGCCUCUGUCAAAAGCAUUGAGGAGCACUGAGGAAGAUGGAGAGAGAACACAAAGCCAAGCUUGGCAGAGGUCCUCUGGAUGUGUUGGUUGGGGGAUUCUGGGAGUUGCAGUCCAAAAAACCACUCUUCCAAGCUCUGCAAAUGAGAGCCUCCAUCGUUGUAACAUUCCUUUCAUGAUUAUGAUCCCAAAUGGUUUCAACUGUACAUUUCUAUGAAGUGCCAAAGCUUAUGAAGGAGCAACUGCUUUUUGUGGUAACUGGAAGAGUGUCUCUGUGUGUCUCUGUCUAAAAUUACGGCAUAUUUCUCUAACUUAUGGUAAGAUGCUGCUGUUGGGUUUGUAAUGUGAUUGUAUUGCAGAGUUGUAAGAAAUGAAGGCCAAUGUAAUACCUGA
Molecule: messenger RNA, 2885 nt
Organism: Sceloporus undulatus (fence lizard)
Lineage: Eukaryota; Metazoa; Chordata; Lepidosauria; Squamata; Phrynosomatidae
Gene: GALNS
Product: galactosamine (N-acetyl)-6-sulfatase
Exons: 14
Coding region: 140-1591 (483 amino acids)
Molecular function (GO): N-acetylgalactosamine-6-sulfatase activity; arylsulfatase activity
Source: RefSeq, a predicted model, not a curated record